Choloepus didactylus (southern two-toed sloth) is the source of this 1056-nucleotide messenger RNA. RefSeq names its product vomeronasal type-1 receptor 4-like. Gene Ontology annotation, molecular function: pheromone receptor activity. The coding region runs from base 1 to 1056 and encodes 351 amino acids. The transcript has 2 exons. The record is from RefSeq and is a predicted model, not a curated record. Lineage: Eukaryota; Metazoa; Chordata; Mammalia; Pilosa; Megalonychidae. Gene Ontology annotation, biological process: G protein-coupled receptor signaling pathway. Gene Ontology annotation, cellular component: membrane.
AUGUCCUCCAGGAAUUUGGUGAUAGGAAUGGUCUUCUUAUCCCAGACUGUAGCUGGAGUCUUCGGAAACUUGUCUGUCCUCUAUCAUUAUCUUUUUCUUUAUUGCAGUGGGGGCAGGUUAAGGUCAACAGAUUUGAUUAUCAACCACCUGCUUGUAGCCAAUUCCUUAGUCUUAUUCUCCAAUGGGGUCCCCUGGACAAUGGUAGCUUUUGGGUGGGAACAAUUCCUCAGUGAUUAUGGAUGCAAACUGCUUUACUACAUUUACAGAGUGGGCAGGGGUGUGUGCAUUGGCAGCACCUGCCUCUUGAGUAUCUUCCAGGUCAUCAUCAUCAGUCCCAGGAACUCCAUGUGGGCAGAGCUUAAAGUGAAAGCUCCCAGGAACAUCAGCCUCUCCAUAUCCUUGUGCUGGCAUCUCAUCAUGCUGGUAAAUAUAAUUAUUCCUAUAGAUUUGACCAGACAUUGGAGAAAUGAUACUAUCAAAAUGGGAAAAGAUUUAGGGUUCUGUUCUGCUAAAGUUGCUGACAAAAUCACAUAUCCACUCUAUGCAGCAUUGUUAUCGUUCCCUGAUGCUCUGUGUUUGGGGCUCAUGCUCUGGGCCAGCGGCUCCAUGGUUUCCAUCCUGUACAGGCACAAGCAGCGGGUCCAACACAUCCACAGGACCAGCCUCUCCCCCAGGUCCUCCCCUGAUGCCAGAGCUACCCAAACCAUACUUUUACUGCUGAGCACCCUUGUAUCCUUUUACACUCUCUCCUGCAUCUUUCAGGUUUGUAUCAAUGUUUAUGAUCAUCCCAAUAUCUAUGUGGUGAACAUGGCUGCAUUAUUCUCUGUGUGUUUCCCAACCGUCAGCCCCUUUCUACUCAUGGGCUGGGUCUCCAUUGUCUUCAAACUCUGCUUCACCAGGUUCCACAAUGGUGAUGUGUCCUUCUGGGGGCAUCUAACGGGAGGCACAUGGUAUCAGUUUGUCUCAUCCGGGCUGUUGUUAACUUCACUCACCUAUAGUGCUCUCUGCCAGAUUUCGCCACUGGAAACUUCGUAUGUGUCUCCUCGUGAUUAUUAA